UACCCCGAGCCGAUGGACUUUGAUAACAAACGUCAACGGGAUGGUGAGUGAGUGAGUAGGUAGACAAAUAGAAGGUAUAGAAUGAGAAAUGAUCGGUGAGGGUUAAUAAAUGUAAACAAUAAUAAAGCAGAUUAGAAUAGGUUGGAUAGAAAUAAAAAAGGUAACCUGGAAAGAGCUAAAACGUGGUGCAUUUCGAAGAAUAAGUGGUUUUUUUGAUAUAUAAUUUAUAGUUUAUGGUGGUGCAGGGAAUUAAUUUGGAUCUAAUAGAAAUCCCAUCGGUUUUUCAAGAAUACCGUAGGCACCCACAGCUAACCUGAAAAAAGGUGUGAAAUAUAUGUACCACUCGGAAUAGAAAGAGAAUUGGAAUCCUCAACCGUGCAUUUAACCUGUAAGAAAAAGGAUUAGUAGGGGGACAAACCGUAAAUGUGAGUAACAAUGUGAAACCCUGAAAAUGAGAUAAAAUUAUUAAUAAAGAUAACUUUAGUUUUAAGCUGCUACAAACAAAAAGUACUGCUUUAAAAAUUGGUGAUUGCGACUGGUCUGAACAUUUCUUAAAAAUUUACGAUGCUUCGACCAAUCCCUAACCCCGAUCCGGAACAGUCAGAAAUGAAAUGUGAGGUCUGCCAAAGGCAGGAUGUGGAUGAAUCGGAGACAUUAUUUUGCGAUCAUUGCCAGCGAUCGUUUCAUAUUGGUUGCUCUGGCGUCUCAGGAGAAGUAAGCGACGUUUCUUGGUGUUGUCCUGAGUGCGCAAACGGUGUUGGUGAUGCUAUGCUGCAAGAGGAGAUUAAAAAGCUCGAAGAGGAGAAAAAAAGGCAGAAGCAAAAGCUUGAAAUCGAAAAGAUUUUACACCGCAAGCGACUGGAAUUUCAACAGGAGAUGUUCGAGAUGCGCCAGCAACUGGAAAAAGAAAAGCGGGAAAUGGAGCUGGAGUUUGAAAAGGCGCAAAUGGAAAAGAAAAUCGCCGAAGAGGAAGUUCAUCAGAAAAAACUCGGGAAAUUGCGUACGGAAAUGGAGGAGAAGCUGAAACAGCUAAAACUGAAAGGGAAGAAAGGUGCCGUUAAUGAAAACAGUCAAGAUGGAAUUGAUGAGGCGGAUAAAAAUGGUAAAAAGGAAAGAUCAAAGGAGAAAAGGCAGAAGGAAGUAAAGUCGGAAACGUCGAAACCAGAAAAGAGAAAGUUCGAAAAGGAAAAGUCGAAGAAAGGAAUGCUGGGCAAGACGGAACUGAUACCUGCUGAAUUUCGAGAAUCCUACCAGAAGCACUCAACCCCGAAGGAGGCCGGAAAACCGGCGACAAAGACGACAGGAAGGUUAAGUCUGUUGGACAGUUUCACGGAAGAGCACAGCAAGAACGACACGCCGUUCGGACAUCCCGAGGUUCCGAAAGAGAAGAAAAAUAAGAAGACGGCCGGUAAACCGGAUGAAGAGGAAUCGGAGAGUGAAAACGAAAUAGAAGAAGAGUCUCCGGAAGAGAGCAGUGAAGAAGAAAGUUCCGACAACGAAGAAAAGGACGAUAGUUCUGACUGCGAGGACGAAUGCUCAGAAUGCUCUGAGGAAGAAGAAGAAGAAACCAGUUCCCGUGUAAAACACCAUCAGAAACCGACAAUAUCUCAGCUAUCGUCGCGUCAGUUUCUGUCUCGGAAGCUGCCAACUUUUUCCGGUAAAUUAGAAGAGUGGCCACUUUUUAUAAGCAGCUACGAGACAACGACAAAAGCGUGUGGUUUCUCAAACGUAGAGAACUUAGCGCGUCUCCAAGAGUGCCUAAAAGGAGAGGCACUGGAGGCGGUUCGAAGCAGACUUCUACUCCCGAAGGCAGUGCCGAAGAUUAUCGAAACCUUGCGAAUGCUGUUUGGUCGUCCAGAAGCGAUUCUCAACAUGCUUUUAUCGAAGAUCCGCAACGCGCCCCCUCCGAAAGCAGACAAACUGGCAAGUUUUAUUAGCUUUGGGGUACUUGUUCAGCAACUUGCUGAUCAUUUAGAAGCGACUGGGUUAAUUGCUCAUCUGGUGAACCCGAUGCUCAUCCAAGAGUUGACCGACAAGUUGCCCGCAGGAACGCAGAUGGAAUGGGUGCGGUAUCGUAGGAAGUCGGCAAUCGUCACGCUAAGCACAUUGUCAGAUUUCCUGUCCCGUAUUGUGAAGGAUGCAAGCGAGAUCACGUCGAUGGGAGAAUCGUCUCGGUUCAAGGAACUGAGACCAGAAAAGGGAAGAUCGAAGCGGGAACAAGAAGGAUUUGUGUACGCUCACGGUGAGGCAGAGCAGAAAGUGCCACCAUCGAGAGAAAGGACACCGUGUAGGAUUUGCGGAAAAGUAGAUCACCGGAUCAGGAAUUGCGACAGAUUCCGCAAACUUCGACUAGCUGAUCGUUGGGCAGCUGUGGGACAGUGGAAUUUAUGUCAACUGUGCUUGAAUGAGCACGGAAAUUUCCCGUGCAAGCUGAAAUUCCGUUGCAACGUCGAAGGCUGCAAUGAACGGCACAAUCCACUUCUCCAUCCGGAGCGAUCAGCGAAUUGCAAUAUUCACACCAUUAUACCGAAGACAUCUAUAAUCUUCCGCAUGAUGCCGGUCACGAUGUACUGCGGAAAUACCGUCGUGAACACGAUCGCAUUUCUGGACGAGGAAAUAUUGGGAGUACGUGGAUCGAUCCAACCACUACGAGUGACAUGGACAGCCGGAGUAUCCCGGGUCGAGAAAGACUCACAGAGAGUGGAUCUGAUCAUCUCCGCCCUAGGAUCAUCGCAGCGAUUCAACAUAAAGAGUGCGCACACUGUAGAGAGCCUGAAACUACCGCAGCAUUCCCUAUCCCUGUCGCAGAUCGUGAAGCAGUAUGCACAUUUACGUGGUCUACCGAUAGCCGAUUUUCAGCAAGCCGCACCGCAGAUUCUCAUCGGUUUGAAAGACAUCCACCUGUACGCGCCGAUAGAAUCACGCAUAGGUCGACCGGACGAGCCAAUAGCGGUCAGAUCGAAGCUUGGCUGGACGGUCUAUGGUCCAACGGGCACCGGAGCAUUGGACAGCGCAACCAUCGGGCACCAUUCGUGCAGUGUGUUGUCGAAUCAGGAGCUCCACGACCUUCUUAGGAGCAACUACACAAUGGAAGAAUCGGGGAUUUCGGCCGCGUUGCUGCCUGAAGCAGAGAAAGACAGAAGAGCUAGGGAGAUCAUGGAGAAGACGACUGUGAGAGUGAGAGAUCGUUUUGAGACAGGCCUGCUAUGGGCAGAGGACGACCCCAGUUUUCCCGACAGUUAUCCAAUGGCAGUGAAGCGUCUGCAGUGUUCGCAACAUGAUUGCCGACUAUUUGGGGAGGGUUACGCACACGUAGCCACACCGGCGGAGUUAGCGGAGUUCGACAGUAAUAAGGUGUGGUACAUUCCCCUGAACGUUGUCUACAACCCGAGGAAAAAUAAAUAUCGCUUGGUGUGGGACGCAAGAGCAGAAGUUGGAGGAGUCUCACUGAACUCGAAACUUCUGAAGGGCCCGGACAUGCUAACCGCACUCCCUGCGGUACUCUGCAAGUUCCGUGAACAGAGAAUCGGUUUCGGCGCAGAUAUCAAGGAGAUGUACCACCAGAUGUUGAUGCGGACAGCUGAUAAGCGAGUGCUACGUUUUUUGUUCCGAAAUGAUUCCUCGUCGGCACCGGUGGUGUAUGUCAUGGACGUAGUGAUAUUCGGUGCCACCUGCUCGCCGUCGCUGGCGCAGUUCGUUAAAAACCGGAACGCAAAAGAGUUCGCAAAACAGUUCCCGGAAGCUGCAGAGGCUAUCGUUGAAAACCACUACGUCGACGACUAUUUCGACAGCGCCGAAACUGUUGAAGAAGCAGUGCAGCGGGCGCAAGACGUGCGAUAUGUGCAUUCUAAGGGUGGAUUCGAGCUGCGGAACUGGGUGUCCAACUCAGAAACAUUUCUUGGAGCUAUGGGCGCGCAGAAAACUGGUCAGUGCGUACGAUUCUGCGAAGAUAAAGAAGCAGAUUACGAGCGAGUGCUGGGAAUCGUGUGGAAUUCGGCCAGCGAUGAAUUCUCGUUCCCUACAAAGCUGAAGGACGAGCUUGUUCCGUAUCUUUCCGGUGAGCGACUACCGACAAAGAGAGUAGUCAUGAGCUGUGUCAUGAGCUUCUUCGACCCGUUAGGAUUGUUGUCCUCCUUCACGUUCUUCGGGAAACUUUUAAUCCAGGACUUGUGGCGAAGUGGCUGCGAUUGGGACCAGCUAAUCGAUCGAGAGUGCACUGAAAAAUGGAAUCAGUGGAUCGCCAGGUUACCCGAAGUAGGAGAAGUUCGGAUUCCUCGCUGGUAUUUUCAAGGUGGGCAGGUCGGUCAAAAAGAAUACAGCAACAUACAGCUGCAUGUCUUUGUUGACGCAAGCGAGAACGCCUACGGUGCCGCGGCGUACUUCCGGAUCGAGACGCCUAGCGGUCCAGUGUGCUCUCUGGUGAUGGCACGAUCAAAAGUGGCACCGUUGAAGCAUCUGUCGAUUCCUCGCCUGGAGCUGCAAGCGGCCGAGCGAGGAGCUAAGCUCGCCAAUUCUAUCGUCGAAAUGCAUUCUCUGGAGGUAAAGCAGCGAUACAUCUGGAGCGACUCAAAGACAGUGCUGUCGUGGAUCCAUUCAGACCAUCGCCGGUAUAAACAGUUCGUCGCUUACCGGAUUGGCGAAAUCCUUAACCUCACGAAGCUGGACGAAUGGCGCUGGGCUCCAACAAAGGUCAAUAUAGCUGACGCGAUGACGAAGUGGGCGAAAAAGCAUAGCUUGUGUUCUGAUGGACCGUGGUUCCAGAUUUCCUCUACCAAUCGGAGGACAAAUGGCCGAAGCAGGACAGAAUCACGCCGAACGUUGCAGAAGAGAUUCGGGCUUGUCUCCUGUUCCACGAUGUUGCAGUAA
Wyeomyia smithii (pitcher-plant mosquito) is the source of this 4866-nucleotide messenger RNA. RefSeq lists its product as uncharacterized. The record is from RefSeq and is a predicted model, not a curated record. Bases 565 to 4866 code for a protein of 1433 amino acids. The transcript has 5 exons. NCBI's taxonomy places the organism in Eukaryota, Metazoa, Arthropoda, Insecta, Diptera, Culicidae.